Molecule: messenger RNA, 1154 nt
Organism: Lottia gigantea (owl limpet)
Lineage: Eukaryota; Metazoa; Mollusca; Gastropoda; Lottiidae
Exons: 2
Coding region: 217-1065 (282 amino acids)
Source: RefSeq, a predicted model, not a curated record
CUCGUUAACUAAUCUUCAAAGUUACCUUAGCAGAUCUUCUGAAAUGGUUCCAUUUCAUGAACAAAUGCUGAACUCUCUAACUUUGGUAAAUGCAAUAUUAUCAGGUAGAUAAUUUAUGCUGUGAAAUCCAUCUUUUAUAAACAUGAAAAUAAAUAUGUUGGCUGAAGGAAGAAUUAAAAAUUAGGCUUGUUCAGUUGAGGUUGAAACAGGUUCAAAAUGGCGACACCUAAAAUUCCAGUUUUUGAGCUAGAAGCUGCUGGGAACGAUUUUAAAUCUAAAAGUAAAGAUAUUUUCGGCGUGUUACAAACUUUGGAAGAUAAACAUUCUGCUGUUGAAACGGCAAGAAAGAAAUCACUAGGGGACAGAGAUGAAGAAACUUUGUGGAAAAAUGAUCCUUUAGAAGAUGUGGAAAUACGGAAAGGAAAUCUUGAAAGGAGUAGCGAUUUUCGAAAAGAUGACAGAAAGCAAGAUGGCUUCCGUAAACCGUAUAACAGACCACCAUCUCAUAGAAAAUAUAAAAAACCUGUUAUUCCAGAAUACAGAAAACAUCCAGAGAAAUACACUUGUUACAGUCUGGGUGAUGUUUCUUCAAAUGAUAUGUCUGACGCUUCCAAUUCGCGAGCAGCGUUUGAUUUUCUUGAUGAACGAAAGAAAUUACGCGAGCAACGAGAAAGAGGCUCUGACGAGGAGGAAGCCAAAGUUGAUUUUACAGAAACUGCUUGUUCUAAAGGGGCAUUCACCUUUAAAAAGCAAAAUAAAAAGGUGGAAUGGGACAUUGACUCUAAAACUUCAAAACCCACAGAAAAGGUUGGAUUAGACAUGAACUCGAAAAUUUCAAAACCCACAGAAAAGGUUGGAUUAGACAUGAACUCGAAAAUUUCAAAAUCAACUGAAAAGAGCUUUGUUAAAGUUUCUGAAGUUGAUCAAGAUUUAGAUAUAUCGGUAUCAAGUGACGUUACUGAAGAAAUCAAGGACAAUAACUCUGAGAGUACAAGUUUUAAACGUAGGAAAACUAAACAGAGAAAUAUCAGAGUCAGGGAAAAUGAAGAUGAUGAUGAAACUUAAUUUUGUUGUUUUAUUGAUGUUUUUAACAGUUUUAGUUUGUUAUGUAGGGCCCUAUCUAGUAUUAUACUAUUAAAGUGAUUGUAAAGAGG